AUGAUACCCACCCAGCUCUUCUUCAUGAUCAUCUAUGUGCUCGAGUCUGUAAUGAUACUGGUGCAGAGUAGCUUAAUUGUUGCAGUGCUGGGCAGAGAGUGGGUGCAGGUCAAACGGUUGUUACCUGUGGACAUGAUUCUCACCAGCCUGGGCAUCAGCCAUUUCUGUCGGCAGUGGGCAUCAAUUCUGUUCAAUUUUUGCUUCUAUUUUAACCCUAAUCAUUUAUUUUGGUACUUAUCACUCACCUGGGAAUUUUUUAAUAUUUUUAUCUUCUGGCUAACCAGCCUGCUUGCUGUCUUCUACUGUGUCAAGGUCUGUUCCUUCACCCACCCCAUCUUCCUCUGGUUCAGGUGGAGAAUUUUGAAGCUGGUUCCCUGGCUGUUACUGGGUUCUCUGAUGAUUUCUUGUCUGACAAUCAUACCUUCAAUAAUUAUGAAUCACACCCAGGUUCAGUUCAUCAACAUGGUGCAUUUACCCGGAAACAGCACUAUGACUGAGAGACUUAGGAUGUUUCAGAAGCAUAUGCUCACACUUUAUCGAAUACUUGCAUUGGGUUUUCCCUUCCUCCUGUUCCUGGCUUCCACCAUCUUGCUCAUGGCCUCACUGGCCCAGCAUUUGGCACAGAUGAAACACCAUAGUACUGGCCACUGCAACUCCAGCACAAAAGCUCAUUUCACUGCUGCGAGAUUACUUGCCAUGUCAUUUAUCAUCUUCACCUCUCACUUUUUUACCGUACUUGCCUCCUUAAUAGACAAUGCAUUUGAUAGGAGACCUUGGUACUGGAUUUGGGAAGCCUUCAUCUACGGCAUAGUCUCUAUUCAUUCCACUUCACUGAUGCUGAGAAGCCCUACGUUGAAAAAGGUUCUAAAGGUAAAGUGCUGGGUCCUAGAAGCUGCCUGA
Messenger RNA from Galeopterus variegatus (Sunda flying lemur), 900 nucleotides. RefSeq names its product taste receptor type 2 member 16 (gene TAS2R16). Gene Ontology annotation, biological process: detection of chemical stimulus involved in sensory perception of bitter taste; sensory perception of taste; G protein-coupled receptor signaling pathway. NCBI's taxonomy places the organism in Eukaryota, Metazoa, Chordata, Mammalia, Dermoptera, Cynocephalidae. Gene Ontology annotation, molecular function: G protein-coupled receptor activity; bitter taste receptor activity. The record is from RefSeq and is a predicted model, not a curated record. Gene Ontology annotation, cellular component: membrane. Bases 1 to 900 code for a protein of 299 amino acids. The transcript has a single exon.